This is a messenger RNA of Telopea speciosissima, 1407 nucleotides long. RefSeq names its product alpha/beta hydrolase domain-containing protein WAV2-like. Gene Ontology annotation, cellular component: membrane. Gene Ontology annotation, molecular function: palmitoyl-(protein) hydrolase activity; serine-type peptidase activity. The transcript is spliced from 9 exons. The coding region runs from base 143 to 1090 and encodes 315 amino acids. Lineage: Eukaryota; Viridiplantae; Streptophyta; Magnoliopsida; Proteales; Proteaceae. The record is from RefSeq and is a predicted model, not a curated record. Gene Ontology annotation, biological process: proteolysis.
UUCGGCUCUUUUCCAGCGGUCCAGCUAGCCAAUUCCAAAGGAACAGAGCCUUUCUUUCUGAUUUUCUUCUGCAGCUCUUUCUACUUCGACAUUAGAGAGAGAGAGAGAGAGAGAAAGAAACGGAAUUGAAGAAGGGAAGAUAAUGGUGUCGUACGUGAGUUUGUUGUUGUAUGGACUGGGAGGGAUAAUGGUGGCAGGGAUGGCACUGUUAGUGGCGCUUCAGGAGAAGCUGGUGUAUGUACCCGUGCUGCCAGGCCUCGCCAAGUCGUAUCCAAUCACCCCUGCUCGUCUCCGCCUGCAGUACGAGGACGUUUGGUUGAGAUCCUCCGAUGGAAUUCGACUUCAUGCCUGGUUCAUCAAGCUUUUCCCUGAUUGCAAAGGUCCAACCGUUCUCUUUUUCCAAGAAAAUGCUGGCAAUAUUGCCCAUCGUCUUGAAAUGGUUCGCAUAAUGUUGCAGAGAUUGCAAUGCAAUGUCUUCAUGCUUUCUUACAGAGGAUAUGGAGCAAGUGAUGGCUACCCUUCCCAACUUGGCAUUACAAGGGAUGCUCAGGCCGCAUUGGAUCAUCUGACCCAACGAACUGACAUUGACACAUCAAGAAUAGUUGUUUUCGGAAGGUCACUUGGAGGAGCCGUUGGAGCAGCGCUUACAAAAAGCAAUCCUGAUAAGGUUGCUGCUCUGAUAUUGGAGAACACUUUUACAUCCAUCCUUGAUAUGGCUGGAGUUUUACUACCCUUCCUCAAGUGGUUUAUGGGAGGCAGCGGUUCUAAAGGCCCCAAGGUUCUCAAUUGUCUUGUACGUUCACCGUGGAGUACAAUUGAUAUUAUUGGACAGAUCAAACAGCCAAUCAUAUUUCUUUCUGGAUUGCAAGAUGAGAUGGUUCCCCCAUCUCACAUGCAGAUGCUCUAUGUAAAAGCAGCCACACAUAACAGGCGGUGUACUUUUGUUGAUUUCCCCACUGGUAUGCACAUGGACACAUGGCUUGCUGGGGGCGACCGCUAUUGGAGGUCAAUUCAGUUGUUUUUGGAACAAAAUGUACCUGAGAAUAAGGAAAGGACUGUCCGCAAUGAAAACGAUUCGGAGGCGAGGUGACAGGAGGCAAUUAACUCAAAAUUUGGAACAAAAAGUAGUGGAUUGGGACCAUUUUACUUGUUUUGAAGGUGCAGCAUUUGAAUGCUCUUUCUGAGAAGUUUGUCCGUCUGUCAAUUGAAAAUGCACAACAGGUAAUUGUGUUAAUUCUUUUUUCUUGUUAGAGAGUUCAGAAGAUGCCAAAGCCAUAAGUUUACACUGGAUUACAGCAUUGUUUGUACUGUGAAAUACCUGAACAAAUAUUAAAUCUAUUUGACAUUACACAUUGUACCAAGAUAAUGUUGAAAAUUCAAACCGAUACUGCUGACUGAUGUGCUACU